AUGUGCUUCCGGUGCCGAUAUCGCCAAUCAACGUGGAAUGAUUACAAGGUGUGCUUCUUCUUCCGGCUCUGGUUCAAGACGGCAUCAGUCGAGCCGCUGCAAGUGAUCAGGAAGGAGUUAGAGGAGUACGCCAAUGAUGACGGCGGGGUGAUGGGGGUCCACAAGCUGCCUGAGUUCCUGGCAAAGGUUUACAAAGAUAGGACUGCUCCAAUAGCUCACUACAUCUUCACAGGCCACAACUCCUAUAUAACCGGCAACCAACUCUGUAGCAUUUGCAGUGAUGAACCGAUCAUACAGCCAUUGCAAAAUGGAGUCAGAGUCAUUUAG
Molecule: messenger RNA, 327 nt
Organism: Zingiber officinale
Lineage: Eukaryota; Viridiplantae; Streptophyta; Magnoliopsida; Zingiberales; Zingiberaceae
Product: phosphoinositide phospholipase C 2-like
Exons: 2
Coding region: 1-327 (108 amino acids)
Biological process (GO): lipid metabolic process; phosphatidylinositol-mediated signaling
Molecular function (GO): phosphatidylinositol-4,5-bisphosphate phospholipase C activity
Source: RefSeq, a predicted model, not a curated record